AAAGUUGAUAACGAACAUUUAUUUGCAAUUGUGUAAAUAAUUUUUUUUAUUUGCACACAUCACUAAAGAUUUUCACAUCAGAAAAUUAGUUUAAGUGGCUGAUAAGCUUUUUCAAAGCCACUCAUUCAGUUUCAAAAGUCUGAGAAAUAAUGUCGUCGCUUAAUCUUGGUUCUCAUACUCAUUCGAUUCCUGUAAGUUUAUUCAAAACCAACAGAGCUAAAGUGGUUAAAGGAUUGAGAGAGACAAAAAAAAUUAAAAAUGAAGACUCGACCUACAUAAUUUUGAAAGGAGGCUCUGAAGAUGAGUUUGGAUUUUAUGACACUGACACAACUCAAACGAAUUUUCGACAGGAAUCUUACUUUCAAUAUCUCUUUGGUGUUUCUGAACCCAAUUUCUUUGGAGCUGUUCGUGUGUCUGAUGGUCAUGCCAUACUCUUUGCUCCGCUUUUACCUCCUGAUUACGCAGUUUGGAUGGGUCCGAUUAAAACACUUGAAGAAAUAAAGGAAAAAUAUGAAGUUGAAGAAGUUUUCUACACAAAUCAAAUGGAUCGUUUGUUGACUGAUAAAAAUUCUUCACUACUCUUGACUUUAGCGGGUGUUAAUUCAGAUAGUGGAAAGCAAUAUUUACCAGCAUAUUUCGAAGGAAUGGAAAAGUUCGCUCAAGAUGCUGAUAUUCUCUUUUCAGUCAUUGCUGAAUGUCGAGUUAUUAAAUCAGCAGCAGAAAUUGAAGUUCUUCGUUAUGUAGCAAAAAUAUCUUCAGAUGCACAUAAGAAAGUUAUGAAGAUGCCAUUCACUAAACAGAAAACUUUUGAAUAUCAAGCUGAAGCUGUUUUCCUUGCUCAUACAUACUAUGUCGGUGGUUGUCGUCAUGCUUCUUAUACUUGCAUCUGUGGUGUUGGUACCAAUAGCGCCAUUCUUCACUAUGGACAUGCAGGAGCUCCAAAUGAUCGUGAAAUAAAAAAUGGAGAUAUUUGCCUAUUCGAUAUGGGAGCAAACUAUUUCGGUUACUGUGCUGAUAUAACUUGUUCAUUCCCAGCUAAUGGAAAAUUUACUGACGAUCAGAAACUUAUUUAUAAUGCUGUACUUGCAGCUAACAUGGCUGUUCAAAACACUGCUAAAGAAGGCGUCAACUGGGUUGAUAUGCAUCUUUUGGCAAAUCGUGUGAUGUUAGAAAAACUUAAGGAAGGAAAUUUGCUUAAAGGAGACGUUGAAGAAAUGAUUAAUGCUGGUUUAAAUUAUGUUUUCCAACCACACGGUUUGGGUCAUUUGAUCGGUUUAGAUGUUCAUGAUGUUGGUGGAUAUCUGCCUCAUUGUCCUGAUCGUCCUGCAAAAGUCGGACCUAAUAGAUUGCGUUUCGCUCGUGUUCUUAAAGAGAACAUGUACGUGACAAUUGAGCCUGGUUGUUACUUUAUUAAACCAUUGCUUGAGAAAGCUUACAACGAUGCGACACAAUCAAAAUUCUUAGUUAAAGAAAAUCUUGAUCGAUUUUGGACAUUUGGGGGUGUAAGAAUUGAAGAUGAUGUUCUGAUUACGAAGACUGGUGUUGAGAAUUUUGCAAUUGUUCCAAGGACAGUUGAAGAGAUCGAAGCUUGGAUGGCUGAGAAGGAUAAUUCACAAAUAACUCUCCAAUCAUCACAAACACAUUCAACGAAUGGCACUGGGAAUUCGACCGAAACUCAUAAGAAUGACGGAAAAUCAAAGAAUGUUGUGAAAAAUACACACGAAAGUACAUCGAAAGACAAGAAGAAACAUGAAGGGCACGAAUCUUCUUCACGAAGCCACAAGAAAAAGAAAAGUAAAGACAAAGAUCGUGAGAGAGAAAAGGAACGGAGAAAAGAUUCGUCAUCACAACACCAGAAAGAAAUGAAGGAAGGGGAAAAGAUUCAAAAUAAUUCAUCUGGCGGUCACCAAAUCAAAGAAAAUGGAAAAAUCUCUGAAAUUAAAGAUAAAAAUUUUUCUCAAGAUAUCACAAAAGAAAAAUCGCCUCAAUCUCUCAGUACAAAGAAAGAAGCCUUACCAACGUCAAAGGAAAAGGCUUCAUUUUCAAUCCCAGUAAUUUUAUCACCACACAGAAAGUCUGGAAAUACAAAAUCUAACACCAAAUCGUCACAUCACAGCAGUAGUCAUCAUAAAAAUCAUUCUUCCUCUUCAUCUUCCCAUCACAAAUCAUCAUCAUCUCAUAAAAGUAGUCAUGGAAGUAGCAACAGUAGCAGCAAGGAUUGCUCAAAAUGUUAUCGACGCUCAAAGAUAAAGAAAACAAAUAUUGGAAUUCAAGUUCGUCCCGACGAAAAUAUUCCAAAACCACCGACAAGGCCUUUAGAAUUUGAAGCAUCACAUCGUGUUGGCGUUAAUCGUCAUCCAGUUACAAUCAACACAAACUUAUCAUAUUUAAAAUAUGGAAGAUUCUAUCAUAUUGAAGUUCAUCCUAAUGGUGGAGCUUCAAUUGUUCAUAUGUAUCAAGAUGAGCUCAACACUUUGAAAGCUGAAGAAAUGAAUGAACUUGUUGAUGAAUUCUUUGAUUUAGUAUUCAGCGAGGAUGAAAAUGGUUUUGCUUAUCAUGUUAUGGGCGUUGUACAUAAUGCUGCAGCAUAUUUGCCAGAUCUUUUGGAACAUAUGGCUGAAAACUAUUCAAAUUUAACUGUUAAAGCUGGAGUUCUUGGACGAAAUAACGACAUUGAAACAUGCACAAUGUUGCAAUAUUACGAGCAAGUUGCAAAGACAUUUGAAGAGGGAACUGUUCGAUAUGGUCCAUUACAUCAAAUCAGUUUGGUGGGAAAAGUUCAUGAAGAAGUUGGCGGAUAUUUUCCUGAUCUUCUUGGCAAACUUGAGAGUUGUCCAUUUUUAAAGAAGUCAAUGCCUUGGGGAAAACUUUCUUGUAUUCAGAUGGAUCCUCGUCUCUCGAAUGACGGUCCGAUCUUAUGGAUUCGUCCAGGUGAGCAGUUAAUUCCCACUGCUGAAAUGGCAAAAACUCCAUUAAAGAGGCAAAGAGCAAGAAUUAAUGAAUUGAGAAAUCUUCAAUAUUUGCCGCGUUCAUCGGAAGCUCGUGAAAUUAUGUUUGAAGAUCGAACAAAAGCGCAUGCUGAUCAUGUCGGAAUGGGACAUGAAAGACAUACAACAGCAGCUGUUGGUGUUCUUAAAGCUGUUCAUUGUGGUAAGGAAAGCAAACAAAAUCGUGUAACGAAGGAUGUUGUCGCAUUUGCUGCACAAUCCUUUCCACUUCUUACUGAAAAGCUUCAACUUGACUUACAUGAACCGCCAAUAUCUCAAUGCAUUCAAUGGAUUGAAGAUGCAAAACUGAAUCAGCUGAAACGUGAAGGUGUACGAUAUGCCAGAAUACCAUUGUAUGAUAAUGACAUUUAUUUCCUCCCACGAAAUAUUAUUCAUCAAUUUCGUACGGUGACGGCUGUGACAAGCGUCGCAUGGCAUUUAAGAUUACGACAAUAUUAUGCUGAUCAGGAUGAGGCCGAUGAAAUUGCAAGUAAUUAUGACAUUGAAACACCACAGUAUAAAGAAAAACAAACAAUUUUACCUCAUCCAUUGUCAGAAAAUGAGAAGACACCGGCAAAGCGAACGCAUGAUGGAAAGCUUAAGAUAAAGUCUGUGAGUGAGAAAAAGUUUCAUGAUGGCUCAAAAAUUGAUAUGAGAAAGUUGGAGAGAUGUCCAAGUGAUGUUGGCUUGUUGAGCAAUGGAAGUCUUCACGAACAGAAUAAUAAGACGCCUCAUAAAAGUAAAAAGAAAGAUAAAAAUCAUGAGAAGGGUAGCGAGAAGAAAAGGAAAAGUACAAAGAAGAGUAAACCACCAACACCACCGACGCCAAUUCGGAUCGAUUCUUAUAAUUUGAAUAGAGACGAAGAAUUGCAUUAUAAACGAAUGAAUCAACAACAGAAGACGACUUUAAGACCAAGUGAUAAAGAAAACAAUGAAAGCUCACUAGACUCGAUGAUUGUUGUUAAGGAAAGUGACAUGAUGGAAGUUGAUGACAUUCCAGUGGUAGCUGAAGAGAUUGUCGUUGAAGAAACUGUCGUUGAAACAACAACAAGUACAAAUAGUAUUGAAAGUAUUGAACCAUCACCCGAUCAAUCACCAGAUUUUCAUAUUUCAAUACAAUCGACGCCGCACUACUCAGAAGAGGUUGUCACAGAAACAAUUUCCGAUCAAAACAAAAUGUUGCGAGCAAGCAAAUUAUUUAGUUUUACUAAAAAUAUUAAGAAUUAUCGCUUAUGUUUUGGAUCAAAAUCGAAUGAAAAGGUUCUUGGUUAUAAUGAAAAACCGAAUAAUAAUGAAAUAAUGGCAGAUUAUAUAGGACCACCUGAUAAAAAUUCUAACAUAAGGCCAAUACUCCGCUAUAUCCCAGUAAAUGAAACAAAAUUACAAAAAGAUCUUAGACUUCGACGGAAUGAAGUUCAAGAUUGGGUUAGUAAAUUCUGGAGGAAUCAUAAUGAAAGAUUUUUUCAAGAAAAAGAACUUUUUAUAAAAAAACAACGGCUGAAAAGUGACGAAGAAAAUGUGACAGCUGAUAAAAUGAGUGAAUUUUACAAAGCAUUUUUGGACAAGAAUUGGAAACUGCACGUUUAUUUUAAUGUAUCAUGGUAUAUGAAGAAUUUUGAACUUUUAUUCUUAGCAUUUACAGUCAAUUUAGAAUCUGCUGCCAGAUUAAUUAAAAAUAAAGUUAAACGAAUAAUUUUGAAAUAUUUUAUAUUAGGUUUGUUUUUUAACUGCACCUAUUCGUAUAAACCAGUGGUGCUUAUUCAUGGCAUUCUCUCUGAUGGACCUAGUAUGAUUCCAAUCUCGGAACAGAUUAAAUCAAGUCAUCCUGGAACUGAAGUUUAUAUCAUAGAUAAAUUCAACAAUUGGCAAAGCUUAGAACAUGCUCUUGGUCAAAUAGAAACAUUUUAUGAUGAGUUUGAUGCUAUUUUUAAGGCACAUCCUGAAGGUGUACAUGUUUUAGGAUAUUCUCAAGGUGGCCUUCUAGCUCGAACUCUUAUUCAGUUUUAUGAACAUCAUAAUGUUAAACGACUGAUAUCCCUAAGUAGUCCACAAGCAGGACAGUUUGGCGAUGCUUUUUUACAUCUCAUAUUCCCAUCGCUUUUCGCACGAAACGCUUACGAAUUAUUUUAUUCUCGAAUUGGACAAAAAACUUCAGUUGGAAAUUACUGGAACGAUCCAAACCAAAGGCAGCUUUAUUUACGGUAUAGUGAAUUUCUACCCUAUGUUAACAAUGAAGUAUUAACGAAAAACUCCAGUCAAUUUCGAAAUAAUUUAUUAAAACUUGAACAAAUGAUUUUAAUCGGUGGUCCCGACGACGACGUCAUAACGCCUUGGAUAUCAGCGCACUUUGGAUUUUAUGAUUCAAACUUGACAAUGAUACCAAUGCGUGAACGUCAAAUCUACACUGAAGAUGCUAUUGGACUGAAAUCACUUGAUGAAAGUGGAAGACUGAAAAUUGUUACUGUUCCUGGUGUCAAGCAUUUUGCUUGGCAUCUCGAUAAGAAAUUAAUUGAAAAAGUGGUUGUUCCCCAUCUAGACUGAUUCAUUUGCUGGUUUACCAAAUUUAUUCUAUUCUGUUUUAAGCUAAAGAAAAUUUUAAUCUCGUGUUGGUAACUAUCCAAAUUUUAUAAGAAAUAAAAAUGUCUGUGAAUUAGAGAAAUAAAAGAAGGAAAGAAAAAUUUAAUUAGAUGUUUUAUUCUCAAGUUAGAUAUAUCGUUUUCGUUCAUAAAAUUUCAUCACACACUUUUUUAAUAUUUCAAAGAAAAAACAUUGACAUAAAUAGAAUAGAUGAAAAAUGCAAAUGACCACUAAUUGCAUAAAAUUAUGUUUCAUCCUGG
Messenger RNA from Clunio marinus, 5824 nucleotides. Lineage: Eukaryota; Metazoa; Arthropoda; Insecta; Diptera; Chironomidae. The record is from the annotation of a GenBank genome assembly.